AUGGAGCGCUGGUACCGCCACCUGCAGGCCCUCCUGGGCAAGAGCGACCUCGCCCUGCAGGUGCGGCUGCCCGGGUCCUGCCCAAAGUUCGAGGACUUUCGCGGCCUCCAGCUGACGCCCGACAAGUACGAACUCACCGUCGAGGAGGAAGAGGACGCCCUGCGCGAGUGGUCCGACAGCUGUCUGUGGUGGUGGGACGAGAUCAAUUUGCUCAACGAGAAGAGCGCCGCCGAGGCGAAUGCCGCCUCACGCCCCAACGCGCCGUUUCAGACCACCAACUGCAACUCCGACCACGGCACCGGGGACGGAGGGGGUGAUAGGUUCGUGGUGACGUCCUCUGAUCACGUGGAGCCGAUAUGGUUUAAUCACCACCCAUCCUAUUUGGCCGGCGUUAAUCCGUGUAGCGGUGAUGGGGACCUGCUCCUAAUAGAGGCUCUGCGCGAGUCUCAUCAGGGGCAGCUAAUACUAGACGAGGACAAAUUGACAGAAGCGUGUGGGCGUCAAUUGCUAAUGGAUAUUGAUGACGACGAGGAAUAA
Molecule: messenger RNA, 537 nt
Organism: Phytomonas sp. Hart1
Lineage: Eukaryota; Euglenozoa; Kinetoplastea; Trypanosomatida; Trypanosomatidae
Source: the annotation of a GenBank genome assembly